AUGCUUGCCAUCUUUUUUAUCUUCUUUUUUCCUUCUCUCUCCCUCUCUCUCCUUUCAGAUAUCAUUAUCGAGCCUAAAAGCUUCCAACAACUCGAUCUAGGCGGUCUGGCUGGGCCAGAGAGCAUAGCCUUUGAUCCAUUGAAUCAUGAUCCUUAUACGGGUGUCUCAGACGGUCGAGUUCUUAAAUGGCAAGGCGCGGCCCGCGGCUGGAUUGAGUUUGCGGUCACUUCACCACGCAGGAACGAGGAGUGUAACGGCCAUGAUAAUCCUUGGUUAGAAGACAUGUGUGGUAGGCCACUGGGCAUGCAAUUCAGUAAGGCCACCGGCGAUUUGUACAUUGCGGAUGCCUAUUAUGGGCUCUUUGUGGUGAGGCCCACCGGAGGAUUGGCCAACCAGCUAGCCAGUGGGGCCCAAGGGAUCCCCUUUCGCUUUACCAACGGUCUGGAUAUUGACCAGGCAACCGGGAUUGUUUAUUUCACAGACUCUAGCAUGAUAUUCCCAAGGAGGGAUAACACAUUGGUCAUUAUAAGCGGCGAUCGGACAGGAAGAUUGUUGAAAUACGAUCCACGGAGCAAAGAGGUGACGGUGUUGCUUGAAGGUCUUGCCUUUCCAAAUGGGGUGUCAAUUAGUAAUGAUAGCACAUUCCUCCUCAUUGUAGAGACCACCACUCAAAGAAUUUUGAGGUUUUGGCUUCAGGGUUCUAAAGCAGGAGCCCUUGAAGUUUUUGCCCAGCUAUCAGGAUACCCAGAUAACAUCAAAAGGAACCUUAGAGGAGAAUUUUGGGUAGCUAUCGCCAUUGGUAGUGAGUCCAUCAACGAUGUGAUAGGAAUCUGUUUUAAUGAGAAUGGUGAGAUCACGGAGGUAUUAAAUGAUAAUUUUGGAAUGAUCACUUCACCUCUCAGUGAAGUAGAAGAAAACAAUGGGAGUUUAUGGUUGGGAUCUGUGGUCGCUCCCGAUGUAGGCAUUUACAGGCUUUAGAUACUUAUAUAGUUGAUUUGUUAGUAAUGUGGUUAAUUAUAACAUUUGUUUAUGUUUUCAUAAAAUUAUAUUUUGUUCAAUUUAUUGAAAUAUUGAACCUAUGCUCAUGGUUUGAGUUAGUUGCACAUUAGACUCUAAAACUCACUAACUUAAAAUCAAGUCAAAGUAAGUCGCUCGCUUAAGUUGACUUUUAUAUUAGAGUUUUGAACUCAAGAUCUCUAAUUAAGAGAGAAAUGUCUUUGACCAACAAGUAAAGCACCAAAUAAUUACAUGUUCUUUCAUUAUUUAUAUUGGAGAAUGUAGCAUAUGCGACCCAUGUGGAGGGAGGGAGGAAGGAAGAUAGAAAUUGAGACUGUCAUGUGGAACAAACAUGCAUCAGAUCUACGUUGUCUAUCAGUGGCCGUCACAUUUUCACCAUGGACCUGAAAUUUCAAUAAAAUUCAAAAGUAACAAGACCACACUGCAGGGAACAUUCCAAAAACCUUUAAAUUCACUUGUGCCAACAUAAGCAUUAGAAUGUCUUAGUUUUCGAGGAAUAUAUAUGUUAAUCCCGGUGUGGAAUGGGAGUGAGUCGAUUGGAUUGCAUAUAAGCACCACAGUGGACCCCACAUGCAAUUUGGAUUAUUUUAAUGAUGGGAUUUCCCAUCUUAGUUGUCCUCCAUGGUGUGGCCCACUUGAGUUGAAUUAACCUGAGUUUUGGAGCCCUAGUCCAAACACACGGUGAUGCACUUGUUUGAUGGGGUGGAUCUCAUCCACAUGAAGAUGUUCCCUCUUGCGUUCACAUUGGAAAUUGGAUAA
Messenger RNA from Magnolia sinica, 1776 nucleotides. RefSeq names its product protein STRICTOSIDINE SYNTHASE-LIKE 10-like. Gene Ontology annotation, biological process: biosynthetic process. Gene Ontology annotation, molecular function: strictosidine synthase activity. The record is from RefSeq and is a predicted model, not a curated record. Lineage: Eukaryota; Viridiplantae; Streptophyta; Magnoliopsida; Magnoliales; Magnoliaceae. The coding region runs from base 1 to 978 and encodes 325 amino acids. The transcript is spliced from 3 exons.